AUGGCUACAUUCAAAUACUGUUUAGAAUGCAACAACUUAUUAUACCCCAGAGAAGAUAAAAACGAAAGAAAACUCAUGUUUGCUUGUCGCAAUUGUGAAUAUCAAGAACAAGCUGAAAACGUGUGUGUCUAUCGUCAUGAAAUUGUGCACGCUCCUUCUGAACAAACCAUGAUGCUGGCAGAUUUGAGUACUGAUCCUACUCUUCCUAGAGCCAAUGUUCAAUGUGCAAAAUGUGGUCAUCCAGAAGCUGUAUUCUUCCAGUCAUCCUCGAGACGUGCAGAUGCAAAAAUGACACUAUUUUAUGUGUGUGGUAAUAGAGGUUGUGGACAUAGAUGGGUUGAUUAA
Molecule: messenger RNA, 345 nt
Organism: Mucor velutinosus
Lineage: Eukaryota; Fungi; Mucoromycota; Mucoromycetes; Mucorales; Mucoraceae
Exons: 4
Coding region: 1-345 (114 amino acids)
Biological process (GO): transcription-coupled nucleotide-excision repair; maintenance of transcriptional fidelity during transcription elongation by RNA polymerase II; transcription initiation at RNA polymerase II promoter
Cellular component (GO): RNA polymerase II, core complex
Molecular function (GO): nucleic acid binding; zinc ion binding; DNA-directed RNA polymerase activity
Source: RefSeq, a predicted model, not a curated record